CUUUGUAGAUUUGGCCCAUCAAGAAAUUGCACAAAGAAUGGCUCCGAAUCCGAUUCGAAGAGGCGAUUAGCAGAAUCAAUCGUUUGACAUCUGCAGCCUAAUACUAUCCUCACCUCAUGAACGUCGUAUAUCUUCCCUCAAACCUCCGUUUCCACUCGUUUCUCCACCGUCCCUCUCCCCCACUGCUAAAGCUCUCGUGUUUUCACAGCGGCGGACACUAUGGUUCGGUUGCAAUUGGAAAGGCAGUUCCGGCACGGGACCGGGUCAUCGACUUCGGGAAAUUCAAAGGCAAGAUGCUGGGAACGCUGCCGUCCAGCUACCUCAAGUGGGUGUCUAAGAAUCUCCGCGCGCGUGACUUCGAGGACUGGGCGAAGCUGGCCGACGAGGUCCUCGACGACCCGGUCUACAACGACCGAAUCGAGUGGGAGUUCGCUCAGAAUGUCCUCAACGGCGACGUUUUAUUGUCGGCAACAACUCCGAGCGCGGUCUCGGAGUUGCUUGAAAUCAGCCAGAGAUUCGGUUGGGACAACGACGACAAGGCCGGUUGGAGUAAGAUUGAUUUUAGCCUUCUCGGAACCUCCAAAGGCGGUAGAAUUCCCAGGCUUGGCGAUUCCGAUUCCGGCAGCAGGAACGACCGUACAGGUACGGAAUCAAAACAGCGCCGCCUGAAGAAGGAAGGCGGCGAGGAAGAAGCAAAUAGGGGGAGGAGGGAGAGACGGCGGGAGAGGCUCCGGGCGACGAGGACGAGUGUUUCCUCCGCCGCUGAGUCUCUGCCGGAGGAGAGGAUGGUAAGAUUGGAGAUUCGGGAAACCCUCAAGGGCAAUGUUGGUAAUGCGGAGGUAAACCGGGUGCGGGUUGACGGGUCCCCAAGUGGGAUACCGAGCCCGUUUCCGGGGCGCGAGGCACUGUUGAAGAAAGUGAUCAGUCGUAGGAGAUUAUCGUAACGAUGUUUUAGUACACUGUAUUUUUGUAAUUGAUAAAUCUGUAUUCUUAUCAGUUGGGAAGUUAUUUACUCCGUA
Molecule: messenger RNA, 1019 nt
Organism: Ipomoea nil (Japanese morning glory)
Lineage: Eukaryota; Viridiplantae; Streptophyta; Magnoliopsida; Solanales; Convolvulaceae
Exons: 1
Coding region: 117-944 (275 amino acids)
Cellular component (GO): plastid
Source: RefSeq, a predicted model, not a curated record